Vollenhovia emeryi is the source of this 6962-nucleotide messenger RNA. Its product is annotated as ribosomal protein S6 kinase alpha-5. The record is from RefSeq and is a predicted model, not a curated record. Gene Ontology annotation, molecular function: protein serine/threonine kinase activity; ATP binding; magnesium ion binding. The transcript is spliced from 7 exons. Lineage: Eukaryota; Metazoa; Arthropoda; Insecta; Hymenoptera; Formicidae. The coding region runs from base 1346 to 4636 and encodes 1096 amino acids. Gene Ontology annotation, biological process: protein phosphorylation; regulation of DNA-templated transcription; intracellular signal transduction.
AACGACCCUGCGCGGGGAGCGUGUCGUGUGGAUUCUCGGCUCUCGCGUCUCGUGCAACUUUGCUCCGUAUUGUGGCACACGCACAACGGACAGCCUCGUGCGCUCGUUACACAGCCGCACGUUUACGGCCAGCCUCGUCGCCUGCCCGAGGACUCGACCGGUGGAAACGGAAGUAGCAGAGGCAACGGUUAACAGCAACGAGACUCCGCAAUUUUUCGCGAGGGUACCUGCUCGUCCGCCUCGCGACAAGUGAAACACCGUCGUCCCGGGUGAAAGUGAAGCUUUUCAAAGCCGGGACCGGGCUCGCGCGAGGCUUCCGAAAAUCGUUUUCUCCGCGCGAACGCUCGGGACCUUCGCUCCCGGAACCCCGAUCCAGCGUCGACGUAUCCGCGAUCGGCACCCUCGUCGGGGGCUGGAAACGCGGCCGGAGACGGUGCCGGACGGGAAACCCCAGCAGUUGGUAUCCGAAACUCCGUAAGGAUACAGGACACCGGGCGGAGGCUCGCUUCGCCGCAGGUGUUGACGAGAGAUACGCGUGCGGGAGCAACGCGUCGCGUUGACUCGCGACUUCCAGUUGGCGACGGCGUCGACGUCCACGGCGAACGAACGCGUCCCGGGGAUGUAAAACGGGACGAGAUAUUCGUGAAUCCGGUCAAGGCCCGCCGGCGUUUGUCGACGAUCGUGCGAACGGCCGGCCGCGAGCGGUUGUGUCGUACGCUUGCACGCUGCGUGGCUCCUAAGUGUGUCAGUAGGAUAACCGACGACGUUUACGUUUGGUUUAACUCACGCUGGACCAUCCACGAGCCACGGCGUUUGCGCUCCCGCGAGGACAAUUGGGUGUGCGUUUUCUUUACGGCGCGGACCGCGGGCCGACGGGGUUUACGUUUAAAGGACGACCACGACCCUCGGCCCAGGUAAAUCCCCCGCGCGCGUGGUACACCGCCCAUAAUUAUCUCGAGGCAGUAUGAUCACGGAAUCGACUGUCCGUGAUCGCGCCAGGACCGGGGACAAUUGAAUAAGAAACGACGUUAGAACCAAUGCCAAUUGGCGGACCAAUUGAUUGUCUGUCGUGCCUUCUCGAAGGGAUCAUCCGUGCCAAUCGUCGUCGUCGUCAAUUAGCCGGCGAGAACCGGAAGCGCGAAUUAUCGUCCCCGCGUGUCUCGCAGCAGCAACAAGCGCCGCACCGUUGUCACGCGAAAAAUCCGACUUAUGUCGAUCGCCGGCCUGCCGUCCCCUGCCUCUUUCUUCCUGCUUCUUUUUUGUCUUCACUCCCGCUGACAUUGCUCGCGCCGCGACGGCAGUGACGUACGCGGCACACAUCGCACCCCGGGCACGCCGUCCCGCGAUGGAGGAGGAGGAGAGCCUCGUGGCGAGCGACAGCGCCUCGACCCCGUCCAAGAAGGAGAGCGGCUAUUUCGAGGAAAACUGCGGUGACCUGAGCGACGUCAUAUUCAGUAAUUACAAUCACUACGGGGCGCUCCUCAGCGUUGACACCGCCGGCAUUCUGAUCGCCAACGAGGCCAGGCGCUCGGACCACUGGGAGGGCAGCAGGCAAGGAUCCUCCUUUUCUUCCGGCUUGGUCGAGGAUAUAAAUGACCUUGACGUCAACGACUCCGACGAGGCUAAGGACGACGUCGUUAUCCAGGACCGUGAUGAAGCUAAGCGCGACUUGGUCGAGGGCAACGUCGCGGUCGUUAACGGCCGCGAGGCCACCAAGGAGCUUACCUGUAGCCACGGGGACUCCGAGGCGAUCCACCGCAGCCGCAAAGAGUCCAAGACAAUCGUCAGCUCCGAGGGACCCACGCGCAAGGGCUCGAGAGCAGUCCUCUACGUUCGCGAGGACUCCAAGGCGGUCGUCUACAUCCACGACAGCUCGGAAAUAAUCGAUUGCACCGGGGAGGAUUCGACGAACGUUGCGUGUACGAGCCCCUCCAUCAUCGUCGAAGAUUGGGACGACGUGGAAACACCUGGCACAGUGAACCUAGCGGACAACGGCAGCCAGAAAGUGGACAUGACACACUUCGACCUGCUGAAAGUCCUCGGCACCGGAGCUUACGGCAAGGUUUUCCUGGUGCGGAAGAGAACGGGUGCCGACGCCGGACGGCUUUACGCCAUGAAGGUGCUGAAGAAGGCCUCCAUCGUGCAGAAGAAGAAGACGACCGAGCACACCAAGUCCGAGCGGCAAAUUCUGGAGGCCAUCAGGGACAGCCCGUUCCUGAUAACUCUCUACUACGCGUUUCAAACCGACGACAAACUCUGCUUGAUCUUAGAAUAUGUCGCCGGUGGUGAAAUGUUUACGCAUCUGUAUCAGCAUGAUUGCUUCACGGAGGACGCAGUGCGAUUUUAUAUCGGCGAAAUUAUCCUGGCGCUGGAGCGCCUUCAUGACCUUGGCGUAAUCUAUCGGGACAUCAAACUCGAGAAUAUACUCUUGGAUAAGGAGGGGCAUCUCGUGUUGACGGAUUUCGGUCUCAGUAAAGAGUUCCUACCGCACGAGAGGAACGGUAACGCGCGUACUUACUCGUUUUGCGGAACUAUCGAGUACAUGGCACCGGAAGUGGUAAAGGCCGGCCCGAACGGCCACGAUAUCGCCGUAGAUUGGUGGAGCGUGGGCGUGCUAACGUUUGAAUUACUGACCGGUGCGUCGCCGUUUACGGUGGAGGGCGAGAAGAAUAACCAGCAGGAAAUCUCGAGGAGGAUACUGAAGAACGAUCCGCCGCCGAUGCCGAGCCACCUGAGCGCCAACGUGAGCGACUUCAUCACCCGCUUGCUGGUCAAGGAUCCGCGGCAGAGGCUGGGCGGUGGGCCGCGCGACGCUAAGGAGCUCAAGGAGCAUCCCUUCUUCAUGGACGCGGCGCCGGCCUUCACUUGGGACGGCCUGGAGAAGAAGCAGAUCAAGCCGCCUCUGGUCCCCAAAAUCACGCACGAAUUGGACACCAGCAACUUUUCCGACGAAUUCACGAAGAUGAACGUUGCCGUCGACAGCCCGGCGGUCGUUGACGGUGACUACCCUGAUAAGCAUUUCAGGGGUUAUUCGUAUGUAGCGCCUUCGAUACUGUUCACCGACAACGUGGUGAGCAGAGAUAUCUUCGGUGGCGAGGAAAGUACCAGUUCGCAGCGGCCUUUGUUGUCCGAUCUGCUCAACACGUGUUUCGAGGAGUCCACGUUCUUCCAGACGUACGAGCUAGACCAAGCGGGACCAGCUCUGGGCGACGGCAGCUUCUCGAUUUGUCGACGGUGUCAUAACCGCAAGACCAAGCAGGAGUACGCCGUGAAGAUCGUCAGCAGGCGGGUGGAUUGCAGCCGGGAGGAGAGUCUGUUGCGUGCGUGCCAGCGUCACGCGAAUGUAGUGAAAUUGACAGACGUCCAUCACGAUAGGCUUCACACGUAUAUCGUGAUGGAAUUGCUCUCGGGUGGGGAAUUGUUGCAACGACCGCGACCGUUCUCGGAACGGCAGGCGAAGCGGGUGAUGCGACAAUUGGCAUCCGCGGUGCGAUACAUGCAUUCGCGCGGUGUGGUGCACCGUGAUCUCAAGCCAGAGAACAUCGUGUACGUGCAUCAAGGCGAGGACUCGUCGGUGAAGAUAGUCGACUUUGGAUUCGCCAGGAUGAAGAACAGCUGCGAGCCACUGCACACGCCCUGCUUCACGCUCCCGUACGCUGCUCCGGAGGUUGUGGCCAAUCAGGAGUACGACGAGAGCUGCGACAUGUGGUCCUUGGGGACCAUUCUGUACUUCAUGCUGUCCGACAAUCCACCCUUUCGCACGGACGCACCUAACGUGGCGAUGCGCAUCAAAACCGGUGAGAUUAAUUUCGACGGUGAAGCCUGGAGCCACGUGUCCGCCGGUGCGAAGCAAGUGAUGAAAGGCUUGCUGAUGAUCGAUCCCAACAACAGACUCACCGCGGCUUCUCUGGUGUACCACCCGUGGCUGACGAUGCACGACGCGACGGUUCUUCCGGUGACGCCCAUUACGGACGCAGCUCACGCGGAUAGCGCGGCAGCCGCCAGUUCAACGUCGACCCACGAGCGCGAGGGUUUCCGAUUGCGCGCCGUUGACGCCGCCAAGCUGGCUCAGCGACGCAAGCACAAACGUUCCAAUUCCAGUUCCUCGACGUCGAGACCGUCUUCUUCCUCCUCCUCGAGUCCGUCGUCAGUUCAGUUGCUGCAUCUACCAAGCGCCACGCACAGCGCCGCGAACACUUCCACCUCGUCACCAAGCGUCUUCGACUUCAACGACGAAGUUGUUAACGAGUACCUGAGUUCCCUGUCUUCUUCUUCCGACUCGAAUUCCUCGAUAAGACUCUCGCUCCUGCAGGAAUUGGAGCGGACCGCGAAGAAGCGGGCCAAACGCAACGCCGACCAUGAAUCGUCGUGUCAGCAGAUGAUCCCGACGAAGAAGCAUCAUCGACACCGACGUGACGUCGACAGCGAGACCAGCGGCAGCAGUAGUAGCGGGCCAAUGACGCGAUCGCGGAAACGUAAACUCGAACAGACCAAUUCGGACAGAGAUGUAGGGUCUGACAAUUCCGCGGAGUCGUUCGAGUCGUCCUCGCAGGCCGCGAAUGACGAAAGGGACGUUCAUAGGAGACAUAAAGCUGGCAAGCGGCCAAAACGCCUCGCCACGAUUAUAGUCGAGUAAAGUUUUCCUACUUAUGCUUGGUCCAGUAACGCUCCAAUAAAUUCACACACCUUGUUUCCUAUGCAUUUUACACGGUAUAUAACACCGCUGCCUUCUGCGUUCGUAAUGGACGCGAAACAUCGCAUCAUUCCUAUCUCACCACAAUUUUAGAAUAUCGUAUAUAGAUAUAUAACUAGCUAUAACAUGACUAUGCCAUCCCAUCUUCUCUAAAUCUUGGUCCAUUUUCUAUCUAAGUAAUUAUAUAAUUGAAAAGUGCAUUCUUAUACGAUGAUUUUAAAUACAUCGGAUAGAUACGAGAGAUGGACGUGUAUAAAACGAUAUUAUAUCACUGUGGUCAGGGUCUCAAAGUAUCGACGUUUCUCCGCGAGAAUCCACGCGAUACACAGAAUUUAUUACGCAGUGUACAGAAUUUUAUUUUUAUUACCGCUGUCAGAGAGAACGAGACGACGAGAUGUAAGUGGGCGGAUGCGAAUAGGAUGGUGAAUCGUUUUGUUGCGUUAAACUGGGAUUGUCUGUGAUUAUAGUGCGAGGACGACAAAACGUUUGUAAGUUAUUGUAACUUAUUACACGCACUCCCGUUAAAAUUUUCUUCCGACGUCACUUCUGCGACCGAUAAUCAUAGGGAUGACGAUAUAGCGAUUAACUAGCCAGUACGAAGAAAAUUUUAGCGAUUGCUUAUGCCGAGCGUAUAUGUGGUGUAUGUGCCUCAAAAACUCAUUUCGCUAUGAGUACAGUAAAGAUAUUAAUGUAGUAGGAAUGACGCGCGAUUACGCGAAGCUAACAAAAGCAACUGUUAUUACCAGUGGUACCUCAACGACGGGAAAAAAAAGGAAAAAAAAUAUAUUUAAAAGAUACGAUUUGUUAAAAAAAAAAGAAAAUUAUAUACACUUAAGCACUCUUUUACGGAUAGUGUUAUUAAGAGUAACGGUUAUAUUUAUGUGACUUGAAGAAAAACUUUGUGUAUAGAAAAAUUUUGUUUAUAUAAUUACACGUUAAAUAUUCUAUUAAUUUUUACAGAUGACUAUAUAAAACGAAAUGACGAUGUUUAUCGACUAGAUGAUAAGUAAAAUCGAAAAGAAUUUCUAUUCAGUAUUUAACGUGUUUCUUUUUCGCGAGAAACGUUGCACGUUUCGUCACACUUGGGUGUAUUCGUGUAGUAUUUGACACAUGUGACAAUUUUGAGAAUGAUGGAAAUGAAUGAGCUACGAGGGAGCACUCAGAGCGCUAUGAGAAAAUGAAAUUAGAUUUAAUUGAAAGUCAGAUUGUUAUAAUUUUGUGAUCUAAUGCGUUAUCGUUUAUCAUUAAUUCGCGAUCAAUGUAAUUUCUCAUAAUUCGGGAGUUGAUCAGGUAUCGACUUGUAUAAGCGAAGGAAUUGGUUCGCCAAUGAAUUGUAAAUUAUCUCGGACUUGUACGUUUGUGCCCGCCUUCUUCCAAGUUUUCGAAACGCGAAGUAUGCGGGAAGAGAAUAUUUCGUUUUCCCACGUGACAGAGCCCGUGUCUCACGAAAGGGGGGGACUUACGAAAAGAAAACGACACAUUUCCGGCCUCGAAUUUUCGUUUCAAUUUGUUAGAUAUCGCUGUGUUUAUACUAGUGAGACGAUUAUCAUUAAUCAUCGUGUAAUAUUUGCUGUGAGAGAUGAUGUAACAAAAUGGUAAAGACUGAAAUGCGGUUGUAUAUCAACUCAGGGAACAGACGCGUUAAUUGAGUAACGUUUGUGUUAUCUUGUUACGAGAUAGCGUUAUGCAGAAGAAAAGCAUGCGUGCAUGCUUCUACCAAAGAUGACUGAAGCGACACUCCUCUGUUAAACCAAAUAAAGUGCGGUGUGUAGCGGAGAGAAGCUAUACGUGAGAUAUCGAAUUUAACGUGUAUAAUAACAGUUAUUAUAUAUAUAGAUAUCUAAAUCGCAGAGAUGUCACAGAUUAUAUCUAUAUAUUUAAUAUAUCGUGUCGCUAGAGAAUCGUAUUCUUUAACAAGGAGAGAUAUAUACAUUUAUACAUGUGUAUAUUAUAUAUAUACAUAUAUAUGUCUAUCUAGAAUUACAAAAGUCAUUUGAAAUCGUGAACUUUAUAAGUUAACAUCGGUUGCCUGCAGAACAAAUUUUUUUCUAAGGAUAUAUUGUUACGUUAGGAACGCUCUUUCAGGGUUCGAAGAAUGUAUACAUAUGUAUAUAUAAAUAUUAAUAUAAAUAUAUAUGAACAGUUACACAGGUCGAAGCUUGUACCAUACGAGAGUGCUGUUCUGUUGCUAUAAAUACGUAAAAGAGACACCUACCUUUGUUACCACUGGUUGUUAAAAUAUAUCAUAAUGCAAUAUUUAUUUAUAAAA